This is a messenger RNA of Fomitiporia mediterranea MF3/22, 564 nucleotides long. RefSeq lists its product as uncharacterized. The coding region runs from base 1 to 564 and encodes 187 amino acids. The record is from RefSeq and is a predicted model, not a curated record. The transcript has 11 exons. Lineage: Eukaryota; Fungi; Basidiomycota; Agaricomycetes; Hymenochaetales; Hymenochaetaceae.
AUGUGCCCACUCUUUCUGAUUGCCUUUCUCUUCAUGUUCUUUGGCAGUUUGUUGACAAUAUAUGACUAUGUGAUUACAAUCGGCGACGAAAGAGAUUUGAUAUGGCCCAUGUCAUUCAAAUCUCCGUCCAAACUUUUGUUUUUCUUGACACGAUACCUAACCUUCAUAGAUAUGCUUAUCUGUAUUUCACAAGACUUUCAAUAUCAAUUAACUGCAUCAUAUUGUACUUUGAGCACACAUGCCAUGGGAUGGCUUAUGGCAACUGGAUUGAUGUUCUCUGAAGAUACGAAAGUAACACUCAUUGGAGUAUAUAUCUCUUGUAUUUAUGGCAUUGCCUUCUCAGUUCCCCGGAUGUUUGGUGUUCUCAUAUUGAUGAUUAUAAAGGGCAUUCAGAAAUACAAAUUCCAAGGAAAUUCAUCCCUGUACAGGACGGUUUAUCGAGAUGUGAUCUCUGCCAUAAACAUUACAGCUAUACUUGCUUUCCCAUCUGGAACGUGUCAUACACUCCGUUUUGACCUCGAGGAUCCUCCUAUCAUUGCGCCGUCUCGGUACUAUGGAGAAUAG